GCUGCGGCCGGGGCCUGAUUAAACCCGCGACACAGGUGUGACCACUCGGAGCUGCCGCCUGUCUUUGUUAUUACUCAGCGCAGGAAACAAUGUGACUAGGGGCGACCGCUCGGCAACUUUUUAACACAUGUCUCUUGCUGAUAUGAAAGUGCCAGAGGAGGAGUUAAUGAGCGACAUUCUGAAGCGGCUGACGGGCGAGUCUGCGCUCCCUGUGUACAGCAACAUCGAGAAGUUCAGGCGGGGGAAGGACGGCUCGUAUGUCGUCGCUGAGGACUUCCAAGAAACCGUGAAAAAAAGAGAACUGGUCAACGCCAAGGAACGACUCAGGAUCAGGAACUUGAACACCAUGUUCUCCCGCUUGAAACGCAUGGUGCCACUAAUGCGACCAGACCGUAAGCCCAGCAAAGUGGACACACUUAAAGCUGCGACAGAAUACAUUCGAUUGCUUGUUGCAGUUUUGCAGGAUACUAACAGUAAUGAUGGGACUGAUUUCCUAAAGAAUGCAAUCACUUAUGGUCAGACUGAAGGCUUCACCAAUGAGCUAUGGAGAGGGGAUGACUUGCUGAACAUGUCAGAGAUGGAAGAUGAAUUUACUUUGCCUCCAGAACCGGUAACAGAGGAUGGAGAUAUGACCAGACUGGUGUUGCAACACUGUUUGAUGCCUGCAUACCAGUUCAUCAUCCAAGUAGCACCUGAUCAGACCGCAGUUUCUCAACCCUUCUGAGUGAUGUUUAGAGCAGAUCGACCAGAUGUGGAAACCUGCCAGUGCAAAAUCUGCACAGACUCCUCAUGGAAGACAAAGGCUGCAUCCAAAUGUCCAGACUUCACCGCAUUUGCAGACUUUGCAGCUGUGUUCACAGGAAGUUUGCAAGUCUUGAGGGGUUUUCCAAACUUACAUUUCAUCCAGCCCGCAGGGGCCCUCAAAUGGACUUUCUGCAGAUUUUCCAAAGGUCUACUUGCAGAGUGGACUUGAAUGGACUUCACUGAUUUACAUAUCACAGUUCAUUGCGAUAUGGACGUAACGUUAUAGAACUCCUUAUAAAUGUGUAAAACAAUUAUUUUAUUGAAACUUACUUGAAAAGUGUAUGCUAGAAAUAAUACUAACCACAUUAUAAUACAUACAUAUCUAGAAGUAAAGAUUAUAGAGUUUAUCUAAAUGAUUUUUAUUACAUAGUCUUAAGGCCUGUCUAUCAGUGGCUUAUAUAUGCCUUGCGGUCUCACACACUCCCAGGCUUGACACAAUGACGGUGAACACAUCACGGUAUGUACAACUGAAGUAUUUGAGGGCACUGUCUGCAAGCCCAGAGGGUGGACAUCUGGAUGUAGCCAAUAGGAAAAUCACAGGUGUUUUUGAUCAAAGUAAUGAUGGCUGAAUUCCAUUUUGCUGCUUCAGUUUCAGGGUCCUGGUCCUGCUGGAUCAUAUUCAAACUGUCACUUGAAUAGAACAGAGUCAUCUUAAAUGUUGUUAAUACUUUUCCUACUAUGACAAGUCAGAAUGGCUGCUGUGAUAUUGCAUCUUUUCAGUGCACUAAUUAAUUCAGUUUUCCAACCACAGUAAAUGUUUCAAUGUUAAUUGACCUGUUCAAUGUUAAAACCCUUCUAUCAUCCUGCUGCCACUCCACUGACCCUGUACUUACAGGUCCAGUACACUGACACUGAUGUUUAAAGUUUUUAUUGGCAGAUUAGACAUCUGCUCUAAUUAGGUGUGACUGGUGGUUUACUGAGAUCACUAAACUCUUACAUAUAGAAGGAAUUACCCCUUUUGUCAUGCUCAUACAGCUUGCUUUAACAGCACUGGAGCAAGUAAUGGGAGUAAGAUCUUACAGAUAUGAAAUGCAUUGUUACAGUGCCCUCUUAUGGUUGAAUGUUUGAAGUUGGGUGGUAUCAGCAGUGGGCACCGAUGCCUCAGUGAUGAGAAUUUACAGGGAUUAUCAGGGUGUGCUAAUAACAGCUGCAUCAGUGCAGUCGCUGAAUCACUGAGUUUAGUAUUUGUUUUCAAAAGAAUUGCAUUUUUUUAAAAUUAAU
Messenger RNA from Acanthopagrus latus (yellowfin seabream), 2025 nucleotides. RefSeq names its product folliculogenesis specific bHLH transcription factor (gene figla). Bases 128 to 724 code for a protein of 198 amino acids. Gene Ontology annotation, biological process: regulation of transcription by RNA polymerase II; developmental process. The transcript is spliced from 6 exons. NCBI's taxonomy places the organism in Eukaryota, Metazoa, Chordata, Actinopteri, Spariformes, Sparidae. The record is from RefSeq and is a predicted model, not a curated record. Gene Ontology annotation, molecular function: DNA-binding transcription factor activity, RNA polymerase II-specific; protein dimerization activity; RNA polymerase II transcription regulatory region sequence-specific DNA binding.